UUUCACUACACGGAACACGUAAGAAUGCGCAUGCGCUGUGUCAAGUCUCGACAAGGUCCGUUAGUUUUGGCAAAGGGUGAACCGCUGCGCUUAUGCUGGGGACUCGUAGGUGUCUGUCCGCGCCUUUCCCACCGGGAUCAGUGUCUGCAAAGUGCCCACGUAACCAAGAGACAUGGCCGAUGAAGGACAAACGCCACGAUAUUCCUCUACGUGUAGCGGCAGCAACCAAGUAGUUCAGGAAACAAACCAGGCAAGCUCGACUCAGGACAAUGCGAGUGAGGACCCUCAAAUACGGCCGGGAGCAACACCAGAAGCAGAAAGACCAUUGCUCACAACGUCAGCUUGCAGCAGUGACACAGCACAAACGGGCACAAGCAGCGCAGCGAUUCUGCAGGAGAGUGCGGGUUCCGAAAAGGUUUGGGCUGACAUGCUGAAGGAUCGGUACGAGAAGACCAUUGGGAACCCUCAAAGUGCGCACCGGCCUGGAAAAAGUGCCGAAGCAUCGAACCAACCGCAAGGAAACCCGGCCGAUGACAAAGCCUGGGUGUACUCCUUCUGCAUGAAGGGAUUUACCUGUGCGGCCAACCCCGAGAAACCUAAGUACAGAAACCUCACCGAUGGAAGACAUCAAUGGCCUGCAUGCGUCCCCAGCACAAGCCGUGCGGGCAUGCAGACAGCUGUAUCCACUGGAAACAACGCGAGGUAA
This is a messenger RNA of Rhipicephalus sanguineus (brown dog tick), 706 nucleotides long. RefSeq lists its product as uncharacterized. The transcript is spliced from 5 exons. The coding region runs from base 173 to 706 and encodes 177 amino acids. The record is from RefSeq and is a predicted model, not a curated record. NCBI's taxonomy places the organism in Eukaryota, Metazoa, Arthropoda, Arachnida, Ixodida, Ixodidae.